AUGAAAAACCAAACCACAAUAACAACCUUCAUCUUGCUGGGGCUGACGGAUGACACUCAACUGAAAAUUCUGCUUUUCAUCUUUCUAUUUCUUUCCUACAUGUUGAGUGUAUCUGGAAACCUAACCAUCAUCACCCUCACUCUGAUGGAUUCCCACCUCAAAACACCUAUGUAUCUUUUCCUCCAAAAUUUCUCCUUCUUAGAAAUUUCAUUCACAACUGCUUGUGUGCCCAGAUUCUUGUACAGCAUAGCAUCCAGGGACAAGUCUAUCACCUAUAAUGCUUGUGCCAGUCAACUGUUUUUCACAGACCUCUUUGCAGUAACAGAGUUUUUCCUCCUGGCCACCAUGUCCUAUGACCGCUAUGUGGCCAUCUGCAAACCCCUGCAUUACACAACCACCAUGAACAGCAGAGUAUGCAAGAACUUCAUCCUCCUCUGUUGGUUAGCAGCAUUGAUCAUCAUACUCCCACCAAUCAGUCUGGGUUUGGGCUUGGAAUUCUGUGAUUCGAAUGUCAUUGAUCACUUUUGCUGUGAUGCUUCUCCUAUCCUGAAGAUCUCCUGCUCAGACACAUGGCUGAUAGAACAGAUGGUCAUAGUGUGUGCGGUGCUGACCUUCAUUAUCACUCUCAUGGUCCUCAUUACUUCUAUUUCACCAAUAUUGAACCCCUUUAUUUACACACUGAGAAAUAAACAAGUAAAGCAAGCUUUUCUUGACUCAAUUAAGAAAACUGUAUUCCUCUCAAAGAUGUAA
This is a messenger RNA of Vicugna pacos (alpaca), 750 nucleotides long. Lineage: Eukaryota; Metazoa; Chordata; Mammalia; Artiodactyla; Camelidae. The record is from RefSeq and is a predicted model, not a curated record.